Molecule: messenger RNA, 1921 nt
Organism: Scatophagus argus
Lineage: Eukaryota; Metazoa; Chordata; Actinopteri; Scatophagidae
Gene: fdps
Product: farnesyl diphosphate synthase (farnesyl pyrophosphate synthetase, dimethylallyltranstransferase, geranyltranstransferase)
Exons: 9
Coding region: 280-1473 (397 amino acids)
Biological process (GO): trans, trans-farnesyl diphosphate biosynthetic process
Cellular component (GO): cytoplasm
Molecular function (GO): (2E,6E)-farnesyl diphosphate synthase activity; dimethylallyltranstransferase activity
Source: RefSeq, a predicted model, not a curated record
GAUGCAGGAGAACAGUACAGGCUAACGACAGCUAACGUUACACUUCUAUGUUUUGGGAACUAGCUAGCUAGUAUUUCUCUUUGCCUAAUCCUUUCUCUUGGUGUUACUGAGCGUAGUGCCUGGCGGAUCAUGGAGCUCAUCUGGCUAGCUUGGCUGCUUUUCUUUCUUAACCGGAACGAGUUACCAAUGUUAUGUGAUUAACUGAUAACUGCGACAGUCCGACAAGUUUGACUGCUGGUUGUUAACACUUGGUCGAGGCAUUUGGAUGUUUGGUUGAGGAUGGGACGUCUGCUGAGAUGGGCAAUUAAUGCCCCUAAAACAUUCAGGACCAUGUGGUUGGUCCUCUCCCCACUUAAGUUAAAAAACACCUCUCUUCUGCGGUGCUCCUCGUCUUUCCAGGGAGACAGCAUUUGCAAUGGGACGCACAGCAAGAAGGCGUUGCUGUCAGAUCCUCAGCUGUUUGAAGCUCAGUUUGAGGAGCUGGUGACGGAGCUUUCAGAGCGGGACCUCACCGAUCCUGCGUUGGCUGAUGCUCUGAGCAGGCUAAGAGAGGUUUUGCUGUACAAUUCACCUGGAGGCAAGAGGAACCGAGGCCUGUCUGUGAUUGCCUCUCUGAGGGAACUUCUCCCAUCCAGUCAGCUCACACAGGACAUCGUGCAACAGGCUCUGGUGGUUGGCUGGUGCAUUGAGUUGCUUCAGGCAUUUUUCCUUGUGGCAGAUGAUAUCAUGGAUGGAUCUGUGACUCGGAGAGGACAGCCCUGCUGGUACAAGAAGGAUGGAAUAGGUCUGGAUGCCAUCAAUGAUUCAUUUCUGUUAGAGGGGUCAAUCUACAGACUACUUCGCAGACAUUGCAGGGAUCAGCCCUUCUAUAUCCAUCUACUGGAGCUAUUUACUGAGACAUCUUUCCAAACAGAGCUCGGCCAGGCUCUGGACCUCAUGACGGCCCCUCCUGGUCAGAUCGACCUCAGCAGAUUCACCAUGGAGAGGUAUAAAGCUAUUGUGAAAUACAAGACUGCUUUUUACUCGUUUUACCUCCCAGUGGCAGCUGCAAUGUACAUGGCAGGAAUUACAAGCGAAGAGGAGCACAACAAUGCUAAACACAUCUUGCUCGAGAUGGGAGAGUUCUUUCAAAUACAGGAUGACUACUUAGACUGUUAUGGAGACCCUGCUGUGACAGGAAAGAUCGGUACAGACAUCCAGGAUAACAAAUGCAGCUGGCUGGUAGUAACGGCCCUGGAAAUCAUGACUCCUCAACACAGAGCAGAGCUGGAGGCAUGUUAUGGGCGGCACGAUGAUGCCAGUGUGGAAAAGGUCAAAGCGCUGUACAAAACGCUGCAAAUGCCAACACUGUACCACAAGUACGAAGACGAAAGCUACCAGCGGCUACAGAAGCUCAUCGCUAGUCACGCUCAAAACCUUCCUCACUCGGUCUUCCUCAACUUUGCCAAGAAAAUCUACAAGAGGAACAAGUGAGAGGGGAAACAGUGUCAGGUGCAUCAGUCUGGUUUCCUUUUUACUUCUCAUGACACACAGAUCAGCUCCUCUCCUUUUUAAAGAGGGCCUGUUAGAGACCAGGAUCUGGCUCCCAACAGCAUGACCUCAACAGAACUGUGAUACUUAGAAAUUUGGUUGUGAAUGUUGUUGAGCAGUCUGCCUCUUUUGCUCCAUGUUAUCUAUUUAUUGAACCCAGUGCAUAGUGGACACUGUCUCCAGUUAUUUCUCCCCUGACCAUGAAUAUAAUGACACUGAAAUUAAUCACAUAUUUGCCCGCCCUCCAUAAUGCAUGGCAGGAUGAAGACCCCAAUCAAAUGGAGUAGCUGAAACAGUUUUCUAAUUCCGUAUAUUUUUAUAUUGCUGCUGUAAUGUCUCCACUGUCCUCUGCUGGGAUUUGUUGCUUUUAAUAAAUGAUUUAUGAUCAGUA